This is a messenger RNA of Echinococcus granulosus, 681 nucleotides long. RefSeq lists its product as hypothetical. The coding region runs from base 1 to 681 and encodes 226 amino acids. NCBI's taxonomy places the organism in Eukaryota, Metazoa, Platyhelminthes, Cestoda, Cyclophyllidea, Taeniidae. The record is from RefSeq and is a predicted model, not a curated record. The transcript has 5 exons.
AUGACCACUCCAUCAGACAAUCUCAAUCUCAAGUUGUAUGCUUUCGAUUAUAUUUGCAAUUCCACUCACUCUCGCACAAAAAAUAUUUGUAAAAAGGGACUGGUACUUUGGGAGUGUUCAUUGCAGUUGAAGGGGUUUAGUCCUUACGGCAAUGUACAUUCAAUGACUUUUCAGGAAUGCCGAAGUAUUAAUCGAUCAAAUUUGAAAUAUCAUCGCCCUUUAUCUACAUUCCCUAGCAACAAACAGGCUACUAAACAAGUCGAAAAAAAGAGGACAGUUUUGGGAAUGGAUGUACACUCUCUGAGCAAAAGAAAUAACAUUAUUAAUCGUGCUACAUUCUUUGAAACUAGCUUAUUGAUAAGCGAAAUGAAAAUAUGGUCACUGAUAAUCACAAGGUCACUUGAAAACUGCAUUCUUGUAAUGGGCAAUCACGAAUAUUCCAAAAUCUUUAUUCAGAUAGUGCAUCAGACUCAAAUAAGUUUGCCAUCCCCUGAAAAAUUAUUCGACUGCGUCAUCACUCACAUUCCACAAAUGUGUACUUUAAACGUAAAUAUUUUCCGAAUUUCUAUCAUCUCAUGCACCGACUUAUUUGCAGGUUUAAUUUUUAAGGAGAGUUUUGCUAAAACUUGUGACAGCAAAUUGUAUAUCCCUUACCAAUUUUUUUUGGACCGUUAUUCAUAA